This is a messenger RNA of Tachysurus vachellii, 1419 nucleotides long. It is a transcript of the gene ube3d, whose product is annotated as ubiquitin protein ligase E3D. Gene Ontology annotation, molecular function: ubiquitin conjugating enzyme binding; ubiquitin protein ligase activity; cyclin binding. The transcript has 10 exons. NCBI's taxonomy places the organism in Eukaryota, Metazoa, Chordata, Actinopteri, Siluriformes, Bagridae. Gene Ontology annotation, biological process: protein autoubiquitination; protein monoubiquitination; protein polyubiquitination. Gene Ontology annotation, cellular component: ubiquitin ligase complex; nucleus; cytosol. The record is from RefSeq and is a predicted model, not a curated record. The coding region runs from base 56 to 1243 and encodes 395 amino acids.
AACAACCGUAGAAAACCACUUUCAUGAAAUCGAGUAUAAAUCACGUUUUAAAGAAAUGGAUGCAUCGAAAAAACAGGACGAUGUGUUUAUUGAGCUGAGAGAGCGGUUACAAACUGGCUUGUUAAUUAUACGGACUGAUGUUCUGAAGGACACAUCUGAGGUAAAUGUGUCUAGUGGCGACUCGGCCCUAAAAAUCCACUUAUCUGAUUGGAUUUAUGAGGUGAAGCUACCCCCAGAUGUCCGUCUAGUGGAGGGUUCGUGUCAGAAGAAUCCAGAGCUGAAUGUGGAUGGACUGCAUGUUAGAGUGCGUUUGAAGGUGGGCCAGCGUUCAGAUGCUCAGGAAAGUGCAAUACAGCAUCUGAGGGCACAGAGGAGCUAUUGUUUCCUGUGCCAGUCCUGUGGGUCCAUGGUGCUUAAAGACAGGGUUUUCAGGCGAGUGCUCCCUUUACCAAAUGGGAAUUGGAACACACUGGUAGAUGACUGGUGUUGCCACCCUGAUCCUUUCGCCAACAGGAAGCUUCUCCCUCAACAACAGGACUGUUUACUCGGUGACACAUACUACCUCUUGACCCGUGACAGCAGUUGUGACCAAACCCUUACAAAAGAAGUGGACUCCUCCAGCAUGAGCGCAGGCUCUAAUCUACAAUCUGGAAAGCAGGUACCUGCCCACAGGAAUGUGGUUUGCUGUAAGAAUUGCUGUGCAGUGCUGGGAGAGGCAGUCACGACAGAGGUUUUAAAAUUCUAUAUAACUGAAGUGGUGGUAAGGCAAAGUGAAGAUGGAGGAUAUACCAUGCCACAAAAUAGACAGCAGUUCUUAGAGAGCGUGCUUCAUUCCAGACUUGUUGAGCUGUCAUCUGCUCAAAGCAUAUUUCGUUUCUCCAUCCAGACACCAGAUGGUAAAUCUCUGAUCAUGCUUUGGCUCUUGAACAUGGACAGCCUGAUCGCUUCAUUCUCUGAGAAAGUCAGCAGCAGUGACAUCCUCGUCUCUGCCAGUGACCGUCAGCCUAAUAACCAUCAGUCACGCAAGGCAGUUAGAGCAAUCAAAGUCCUUUACCUCCCCUGCACUCACGGUCAACAGGAUGAAACUGUUGAUGCAUGGGAGAAGGAUAUCAGUGUUCACCCUCUGAUCCUCCCUCGGAACACAUGUGAGGAGGUGCUGCAGCUCCUGAGCUCCUUUACUAAAACACUGCCCUCUUCAAUGUGCUCAAUGAACUGCUACCAGGUGGCGUAUUUGAGAAGAUGAAUUUGUGAGUUAAAAGUGGGUCAGAAUGUGCGGAAUCCAUUUCAUAUGCAGCAUGAGUGUGUUCGUGAACUGAGAGUGAACUGAACUCUCGUUAAUAAACGGUGAAUAUUAAAACCAUAAGGAUUUUUACAUUACUUUGUUAUUCACUGUUGGAAUAAAAUUCAGUGUUAUAUAGA